GACAUCCACAGGCCGGACCCGUGCACAGCGAACCUCGACGCCGACGACUCAAGAACUCCCAGAGCUAAGCUUCGGUUCCAGCGAUUCCGUGGACCAAGGAACGUUGAGCCUGAGCUGCUGCAUACCCGAGUCUUUGGAGUCAUGGCCCUCUACGGCGCGACGCCCUCCGUUUGCACGAUGGCGUUACUGCUGCUUCUCGGCUUGUCAGCGGUUCCCGGAGGCCAUGGCGAUGAUGCUUUCUUCCGGCGGCGUCUUGUGCCGGAGUCACUGCAGACGCUGCUCGGAGGAGACGGCAGCACCCAAGUCUUGGGCAGACCAGAGUUCUUCAAAUCUCCUCGCGAGGACCAGGCCGAAGCCGUCGCCGACCUGCCGUCACUGAUGGACGAAAGCCAGCUUCAGGACUGCCACAUCGAGGUCCAAGUGACGGAGAGACUUCGUGGCCAUUGCUCUACCUUGGAACUGAUGGGCAAGAACUUCCCGGUGUGCAGAAAGGGCGACCACCUUUCCGUGAACCACCACGAAUGUUCCCACGCCUGAGGAUUCUCUUGAGACUUGUCCACGUUCGCAAACAACGGCUUAAACUCUUCCACACGGACCUCUGUGUCGGCAACAACAACAAUCACGUCGCUCUCCCAAUAAAAAUGGCACGAAUAAAAAAAAAAAUCGGCGUAGCGCGUGAAA
This is a messenger RNA of Ixodes scapularis (black-legged tick), 681 nucleotides long. RefSeq lists its product as uncharacterized. NCBI's taxonomy places the organism in Eukaryota, Metazoa, Arthropoda, Arachnida, Ixodida, Ixodidae. The record is from RefSeq and is a predicted model, not a curated record. The coding region runs from base 142 to 537 and encodes 131 amino acids. The transcript has 4 exons.